GGAAGACACAACUGUAUCUGCGUUCUCGCGUGCACGAGGUCCAGACCCCACGAGCUGUAAUUCGUUUUGAGGACGACAUUUGGACCUUGCGGUACAGCUGUUGCAAGUCACAGAACGGAAAGUGAUCAUUGGAUGGUCACACUAGGAACAGAAGCCAGGAGGAACAGGUCACAAUCACGCUAUACAUUAACCGUCGGUCAUGGCUUCCGGGCGUGAUGCAGUCCCUGCUGGUGUCCGCGGAACCUCGUCCCAGGUAGGCUUCCAGCGUCCCCAACAGCGCGCAGUUUCAUCUUCAAUGGGAUCCCUUCCUGCGAGGGACCAAGGACUUCGUGAUGACCGACGCUACAUGCUUCGCCCCGUAAGAACGGCUCCCCUUCAUCGUCUUGGCUCCGACCGUGGAGAACCUGGGGCAGAAGGAAUGCCUGUUCGUUCGUCUCGUUCGGGUGUCUACAGCCUCCCAUGCCCACCGGAGAUGCGACGUGCUUCGCGGGAACAGCCCUUGUCACGUUCCUUGGGAACAACUUCUGGCUUUCUGGAUGAGUACCAUAAGCACCGGGUGCAGUACGAGAUGCAGCACGCUGUUGACGACACCUACGUUGAGCGCCCGCACAUACUUCCUCAUAGUCAGGAGAAGAUGCUCGUGCGCCCUGUGGGAUCAAGGAGUUCGCUGACACCUCAGGUCUCGCAGCACAUGAAGUCGCACGAAGAGCACGCUGCACAGUACGUGCAACAGGUGUCGGCGCAGGAUGCAGUAACUCUCCAGAAGCAGCAACAGUUUCAACGUCAGCAACAACAGAUGCAGCAGCAUCACAUGGAACAACAUUCUCAACGCACGCAACGACAGCAGCAAAUGUCGCAGCAAGAACAGCUGAAGCAGCAGCACAUGGAACAGCAGCAGCAAAUGGAACAGCAGACUGAACAGCAACAGGAGGAUGAGAAAUCUGCUCAGCUUCAGCAGAUGAAGCAGCUACAGUUGCAACAGCAGCAAAUGCAACAACAGCAAAUGCAACAGCAGCAACAAAUGCAGAUGCAACAGCAUCAGGCAGAACAACAGCAAGUGGAAGGACAGCAACCACAACAAUCUCAGCCAAACCAGCAAACCUCUGAAGACCAAGCUCAGAUGGUCCAAGUUCCACAUGAACUAACGCAGCAGAUGCAGUACCAUCAGCAAAUGCAAUAUAUUCAGCAGCAGCAACGCGCCGUAUACUAUCAGCAUCCUUUGCAGGUUGUGCAACCAAUACAGGUUCAACCGCAGGCAAGGCAGGUUCUUCAAGCCGAGCACCAAGUUGUGCAGUACCCUGCACAGAUGAUACAAGGAUACGACGCCAGGGGUUAUCCAUGCUACUUUGUCCCAGGAACGGAGGAUCACUACAUGAAGGGAGAAUACCCGAUGGUGUGGCAAUAUGGUCCACAAGAAGCGUGGGUUCCCGCGGAUAAGCUUUCAGUGCGCCCAGCUGAUACGACACAGCAGAUGGCCAUGAUGUAUCAAGCAGGCGAUGUACCCGCAGCCGUGGCAAAGCAAUACCAACCAGUGUCAGAGGCGAGCACCGAACGUGAUCGGGACGGAGCCUCAUCAGGAGAUUCCAGCUCUGUUGUUGCUGACCAGGGUACUGCUCAGUUUCAGGAAGCUUCGACAACUGCUUCGGAGACUUCGCCUACUAAAGUGCUAAUGAAGGAGGAUUCCAAAAGUGUGGUGUACUUCAUGGGAAGCCAGGCCUCAUCCGACAGUGAGGAAUACAGUAGUGUUACCAGUGCAAGCGAAUCAGGUGUUAUUCAGCUUAAUGUUGCUACCGCGGGCAACGAGAAACGUGCGGCACAAGUCAGCGGUCUGCGCAUCACUGGACAACAGGGAAUGCCUGCAACUGCUGCUGGAGGACCAGUCUAUUUGCCAGCUCCACCUAACCGCGAAGCUUUAGCACAACGUCCUAGUCUGGCAAAUGUAGCCGCCAAGCCAACAGAAAGCAAGGCUUCAAAAGUUACCAAGUCAUCCAUCGUCAGCUUGGCUGCUCCAUUGCUCCCUUCGGCAGGUCUGGGAAGCCCUUUCAACAUGUCAGAACAGGCUUGUAUCCUGUUCAACGUCAUCCUGAUCAGCGUCCUCGUGGGCACUGUGGGAGCCUUCGUCUUCCGCCAAUACUACUCGUGAAAAAUCAUUGGUGCCGUGUGAUGCCUUCUUUGUUUAACGCUUUGUUUGAGGCACAAAAUUCUACAGAAAUAAAGGCCUACGGGAAUUCGUUUGA
Molecule: messenger RNA, 2237 nt
Organism: Ornithodoros turicata
Lineage: Eukaryota; Metazoa; Arthropoda; Arachnida; Ixodida; Argasidae
Product: polyhomeotic-proximal chromatin protein-like
Exons: 11
Coding region: 200-2143 (647 amino acids)
Source: RefSeq, a predicted model, not a curated record